GCCCUUCUUCUCAGUAAAGUACUGUCAAGUUCAGGAAGCUCUUUUUGGAUUACACUGAUUAGUAGUGUUAGGGGGUCGAUAGGUACUAGGUUAGUCCCACUGUUCAGUGACAUGAUGUCAUUCGAGACAGGUGAACAUCAGCUGAAGAUUUUUAGGGUAUAUUUAUAGCAGUCAAGACUCUCUUAUGUCCUAUUAAUGUCCAAAUAAGUCGGAGAAGCUGUCACAGUCAUUCAGCACAACUCAUAUGAAGGAGUAGUCAAGGUGGCAUUCUGAUAUAUUAUCACCUGAGUAGUUUAGUUGGAGCCGGAACAAAAGGCUUUGGAAAAGACUGCAAUGAACUAGAAUUUGUACUACAGAGUAACAGAAGAAGCAGUCACAACAGAAAGAGGACUGUGGAGUUGGAAUGAAGUCAUCUUCUCAGCUGUCCAGUAAAGAAAGUCAAGUGAGUGUGGUAGAAAGUAACAGCACUUUCCAUGAUGACAGCAGUACAUUAAAUGAGGGUAAUGCAUAUUCUACUUUGGAAGCUGCUCCUCUGACACCAACUGCAGUGGUUGAAGAAGUCCCCAGAAGGAAGUUGUGUGGAUAUUUAAACAAACUAGGAGUUAAAGGGCCUUUAAAAACCUGGAAAUCACGAUGGUUCAUCUAUGAUGAAAAGAAACACUGUCUGCUUUAUUACAAGACAGCUCAAGAUGUAAACCCUUUAGACAGUAUUGACUUGUCCUGUGCUGUCUUCAGCUAUGAUGUUGAAGGAGAGGAAGGGGUAUUUCAGAUUGAAACUCCAAACCGAGUUUGUACCCUCAAGGCAGCCAGCAGUGACGUGAUGCUGUAUUGGUUGCAGCAGCUGCAGAUGAAACGGGCACUCAUCAAUAGCCAGUUUAGAGUUCUUGCAAGCAACGGAACUGCCUCAGACCCAUUACCCUCUGAAGCAGCAGAUAAUGUGGAUAACUUUUUGCCACCUGUAAAGACCCCAACAUAUCUGGUUGGUGAGAAAGCUGCCUUUUUUCCAGCACCACAGCAGACUUCUGCCUUGCAGAACAUUUCAAUUAAACAUCCAUGGACUGAAAUUCAAAACACAGUUCAUUCCUUCUGUGGAAGCAAGAUGUCCCAGGAAGACAGCAAAAGUGUGUUUUACUUUGAAGACAUACCUCAGAUUACUGCCACUGAAGAUUUACCUGUACAAAAUAUGGGUGAAACUGCAGUUCCUAAUGAGCUGGCUCUUGAGGAACCAAAGAAUCAGCAGUCUGUUUCCCCGUAUGGCAGCUUAAAAAAGAAGUAUAAAAAACGGUACAGUACCCUUCCCCAUUCCUUUGAGAAACUAACACUUAAUCGAAAUAACUCACAGGACAAGGUGACCAGGAUGCAACAGGAGAUACUGACACUUAGUGCAGAACUCCAGUCACAAAAGGAAGUUGUGAAACUAUUGCACAAAGCUCUGGAAACCAUGCAGCAAGAAAAACAGGCUUCUAGCACUUUUCUUGCAACAGAGACAGAGACAGCAAGACUCAUCCUUUUACAAGAGAAAGUUAGAGAAGUUGCACAUAUCAGAAGACAUAUUGAACUGCUGAAAGAGGAAAAACUAAAACUGGAACAAGAACUGUGCUUGAAGGACAGUCAUAUAGAAGAGUUGAAACAGCAUGUGCAGAUGUUGAUGGAGAAAAAUAAUGCCAAGCAGGAGGUUAUUUUAAAAUUGUCUGAGCAGGUGUUUAAUUAUGAUGAUUCAAACAAUUCCAGAAAUCCAUGCCGAGUAACCUUGAAAAGCCAGCAAGAGGAAAUAGAACAUUUGAAGGAUGACAUUGGAGCGUAUAAGUUACAAAACAGAUUCCUUAAUUCUGAACUGUACCAAGUGACCAAGUUAUGGAGAAGCACUGCAGAACAGGAAAGAAAUCUGAUAAUGAAGUGUGCAUACAUGGAAGCCAGGAACUGUCGUACGGAAAGCAAAUACCUAACAACUUUGAGGCGACUGCAGGAGUCAGUAACAGGUGUGGAGAAGAGAAUAAUUGAAGAUGUACUGCGUGACAGUGCAAAUGAUGAUGCUAAGGAACAUGGCCUUUCACUGAAUCCUGUCAGAGAGUAUGAUGAGUACGGUUUCAAGACUGUUCCAGAUUAUGAGAUUGACGAUUUAAAGCUUCUAGCCAAGAUUCAGGCACUGGAGAUAAAAUCUAGCAAUGUUUUAAACAAUGAAAUGACUGAGCGAACCAUCAAAGCAAAAUGGAAGAACAUGCCAGAGCUGGUUCCAUCUGAUGAACUUAAAACUCUUAUCCGUUAUGGUAUCCCAGUGGAAUAUAGACGUGAGGUCUGGAAAUGGAUUGUAAGCCAUCGGUUGCAGAAUGUCAGACAUCAAAACCAUUAUGCAGAAUUGCUGAAAAAAUGUAAAACUACUCAACAUCCAGCCUCAAAGCAAAUUGAACUAGACUUGCACCGCACUUUAACUAGCAAUAAGCACUUUGCUUCUCCAUCCUCUGAAUUUGUCCAGAAACUCAGGAGAGUUCUUUUGGCUUUUUCUUGGAAAAAUCCCACUAUUGGGUACUGCCAGGGACUGAACAGGUUAGCAGCUAUUGCACUUUUAGUCCUGGAAGAGGAAGAGACUGCAUUUUGGUGCCUCUAUACAAUUGUUGAAAUUCUCAUGCCACCUGAUUACUACAGUAAAACUCUAACGGCCUCACAGGUUGACCAACGAGUGUUUAAGGAUCUCUUGUCAGAGAAGAUGCCAAGGUUGAUGGCUCAUGUUGAGCAGCACAAUGUGGACAUCUCCAUGGUCACAUUUAACUGGUUUCUGGCAGUUUUUGUAGAAAGUCUUGUCACAGACAUUCUUCUCAGGGUCUGGGAUGCCUUUCUGUAUGAGGGCACAAAGGUGCUGUUCCGUUAUGCACUUGCAAUCUUUAAAUACCAUGAAGAAGAAAUUCUCAAGCUUCAUGAUAACCUAGAGAUUUAUCAGUACCUCCGAUUCUUCACUAAAACUGUCACUGAUGGAAGAAAACUGAUGUCUAUAGCAUUUAAUGAUAUGAAUCCUUUGCGUAUGAGGCAACUAAGGAACAGACGUGCUGCACAUCUGGAGAAACUUAAAGCAGAACUGCAUGAGUUGGAAAAGAUUCAAGAAGAAUUUGAGAAAUCUCAAGAGCAACUUAAGGACAAAGACUUAGAUGCUGGUGUCAGUGAAGACGAGGAUGAAGUGUAAAUAAGUUGUGUGCAGAACUGUAAUUUUCCAUCUGUACAAUGAGGAUUAGAUGUAGAGUUAUGUAUGAAAAUGUAAUUUUCUCACUUGUGUAUGACGUGUGGAGUUGUACACCAGGAGCUCAUUCUGAGUACUUUCAUGUUGCAUGUUGUUAUAAGUGUUUAUUUUGUUAUUAUAAUAUAGCUUCUGAUAGUUACAUUUUACUGCUAGCUAGUGAUAACAAAUUGCUGUUUUUAAACAGUACCAUUUUUGGUGCUAAGAUGCUAAGUUUUUAUUGACAUCCAAUAUGCUAUUGCAUGUGACUCAUAUUAUGUGCGUCAGCAUUUGAAUAACACUACUGGAAGAUGUGUCCUAA
Molecule: messenger RNA, 3527 nt
Organism: Protopterus annectens (West African lungfish)
Lineage: Eukaryota; Metazoa; Chordata; Ceratodontiformes; Protopteridae
Gene: TBC1D2
Product: TBC1 domain family member 2
Exons: 14
Coding region: 404-3175 (923 amino acids)
Source: RefSeq, a predicted model, not a curated record